Molecule: messenger RNA, 2066 nt
Organism: Heteronotia binoei (common prickly gecko)
Lineage: Eukaryota; Metazoa; Chordata; Lepidosauria; Squamata; Gekkonidae
Product: perilipin-3-like
Exons: 8
Coding region: 347-1864 (505 amino acids)
Biological process (GO): lipid storage; positive regulation of triglyceride storage
Cellular component (GO): lipid droplet; cytosol
Source: RefSeq, a predicted model, not a curated record
GGCUGAAGGGCAGCAAUCAGUAAAAACAGUUUGAGGCUGUAAUAUGAACAGGAAGCAGCACAGGUCUGAUGGCAUUGGCAAAACUAGACACUUUGGAGUUUAUUGGUUCCUGAGAAAUGUUUCUGUUUCUGAAGAAAACUCUUUGUCUUUAAGCAAGACAUUCACCCGCCCAGUCCCACAUCCUUGUGACUAAACUGAACACUGCCUUCUGAUUGGCUCCUGAACUGCUUGCCUAAUUAAUUCCUGCCUAACUGUAUUCCAUCAUCCUCUAUAAAUACUGAGAAGAAGCCUCUCUAAAGAAACCAUAAGAGUUGGUUGUGGGGUAGAAGUGGCAACUGAUAUCACCAUGUCUCAAAAAGACAAAAAGAAGAAGAUCUCUUCUCAGAAGACAAAUGAGCAGGUUCAGCAGAAUGUGGUAACCUCUGUGGCAAACUUAUCAUUAGCAAGCUCUGCCUGUGAUGUCCACACUACCUGUACUACAACAAAAGAUAGUCACUCUGUUGUUGAAUCGGUCCGCAAGAAACCAGAGAAGGGCAUUAAGAUGGCAGCGACUGCGGCAGCUUGUGGUGUGCAGCCCGUUCUAACAAAACUAGACUCUCAGACUAUCUACAUAUUAAAAGAAUACACCUGCCAAGGGGUAGAUAAGCGGAAAGAGAAACUUCCAGUUGUUCAACAGCCAGCAAAUAAGGUUAUUUCGGACACCAAAAAGCCAUUGUCAACCAAACCGGUCAGUGCUGAAAAGGCCAUUAGCAGUACAGUUGUAAAAGUGAAGAAUACAGUCACAGGAGUGACAGAUGCGGCUCCAAAGACUGCACAAGGGCAAGUGGCUGCAGCUAAGAGUACUGCCAUGGAAUCUGCUGCUGUCCGUCAGAAGGGGGCAAGUAACCCAUUUGCCAUGCUAAGGAAACCAGAUGCUUGGCUGGAUCCCUUCCCCCCAGUAACAGGUCAACAAUUAGCAAGGCAUACAUCAGCUUCUGCGGAGCAGCAGAAAGAGCCCAACAGCUACUCUGUGCACAUGGGAAUGCUCCCGACCAAAGUGUGCCAGCGCUUUGUGGGCAAAAUGAAGGACACAGUCCAAAGCAUCCAGGAUGGACUCUUCCACCUGCACAUAACAUUUGAUCUGAUUGAGUAUUCUAAACGCUCGGUGGAUCAAAAACGCCCAGAUGUGCAGGAAGAGCUCAACAAGAUGUGGCUGACAUGGAGCAUGGCAGAGUUAGAAGUGGCUGAAAGGAAGAACUUGUUAAAGGCAAAGUCAAUCGAGUCUCAGAUAGUGCUGGUAUUCCGUAAUAUUAUUCAGCGUCUACGGACUGGCUGUCUUGCUCUGCGUUUUCAUACUCAGGGACUCCCAGGCCAGGUGCACGAACACAUCCACAAGUUGGAAACACUUAUUGAUUUUCUCCAGACCUAUGCAGCUGUUUCCUUCCAGAAUUUUCCUAGCACCAUGCUGGAUCUCAGCAAGCUGAAGAUCCUCCAAGUACGGAUACUGCUGACUGAUUUGCUAGAUUACGUGACCGAGAACAUAAUUCUCACAUGGUCUAAGCCUCUUGCAUCUUCCAAAGAUCUAUCAGAAGGUACUAAAGGGACUGAGCCUCUUGAAUCUUCCAAAGAUCUAGCAGAAGGUACUAAGGGAACUGAGCCUCUUGCAUCUUCCAAAGAUCUAGCAGAAGGUACUAAAGGGACUGAGCCUCUUGAAUCUUCCAAAGAUCUAGCAGAAAGUACUAAGGGAACUGAGCCUCUUGCAUCUGCCAAAGAUCUAGCAGAAGGUACUAAAGGGACUGAGCCUCUUGAAUCUUCCAAAGAUCUAGCAGAAGGUGCUACAAGGACUGAAGAAACUAACCGGCCUUCAGGCCGCAAGUCAAAAUGAAGAUUAGCACAAGCUUUGAAAUUUUUCUCUUCAUAAUUUUGCUACAGAAAGACCCAUUACUUAAAGCGAACAGAAUUGUUAUUUGAACUAAAAGUGAGCUGCUAUGAAUGGUGCCUUGUCCCCAGUCCUGUGACUUUUUACCACUCUAUAUUGUAUGUCUAUAUCUCUCUUAUCCAUGAAUAAAAUGAAUUGCAUUUGUAAA